GUUUUAAACAAUUUGACAGAUCUGUCAAAUGCUUGACAGUAUUCAAGUAAAUUUAUUUUGCAGUUUGCUUCAAACGUAAUAUUUCUAUUUUAAUAGAAAAGUGCGACUUUAUAUCAAUAAUGGAUGAAGAAAUAAAAACCAUUAAUAUCAAUCCAAACUUUACCUGCCACAUUCUGCUUAUCCAAUUCAUGUGCAACGAGUGUCCCCUAGUUUUUAAAGAAAGAGAAAGAUUUCUUCGUCACCAAGAAGUCCACAAACGGGAAAACGAGAUCAUCAACUGUGCCAUGUGCGACAUCUCAGUCCGAAGAAAAGAAUAUCGCCAACACAAAAUUACCCAACACGAGGCCCAAAAGCACAAGAUGAAAUGUUCAGUCUGUAAUAAGCUCUACACAAGAACAGUCCAUCUGAGGAAGCACUAUGCUGAAGAACACGAAGAGUUUGGUGUUACCAUCAGUGUCAUCUGCGAAUUGUGUGGGUACGGCACUUAUAGUUAUGGUGGAUUGUUGAAUCAUAAACGGAUAUAUCAUAAUCCGCAAAAGUUGUUUUUGUGUUCUGCUUGUCCUAAGCAAUUUCGGACCAAGAGUUUGUUGGACAACCAUAUGCCUGUUCAUACGGGGGAAACGCCUUUCCAGUGCAAUGUUUGUGGAAAGAAGUAUAAACAUAGGUCAGGUCUUUUUUAUCACGAAAAGAUGCACAAAGAACAGUUUCUAGAAUGCCCACAUUGUAAUAGACAAUUCGUUGCCAAACAUAAUAUGGAAAGUCAUAUGAGAGUAUGUGUUACUGACCAGUAUCUUGUAGAACAUAAUGAAGGAGGUACUUUAAAAUUCGUUAAAUAUUAGUGUUUUGUUGGUUUUCUUUUUAAUAAAUAUUAA
Molecule: messenger RNA, 872 nt
Organism: Diabrotica virgifera virgifera (western corn rootworm)
Lineage: Eukaryota; Metazoa; Arthropoda; Insecta; Coleoptera; Chrysomelidae
Product: oocyte zinc finger protein XlCOF15-like
Exons: 3
Coding region: 120-839 (239 amino acids)
Biological process (GO): regulation of transcription by RNA polymerase II
Cellular component (GO): nucleus
Molecular function (GO): RNA polymerase II transcription regulatory region sequence-specific DNA binding; DNA-binding transcription factor activity, RNA polymerase II-specific
Source: RefSeq, a predicted model, not a curated record